AUGAGUUCUCAGCGAGUUACUUUUGAUCCGGCCAACUUGCCGAGACCCGAGAACAUGUUUGAGCGCCGUGGGUAUAUUGACCAGUAUAUCCAAUACUUUCACAGUGACUUGGCCCCCCAGAUUGCGGAGAAGCGCGAGUCGUCGUAUCCCGUCGUCUGCAAAUUCUACCAUGAAAAGCGUGGUAAGAUCGAGGUCCCAUCUGUGUACUUUGAGUACGUCAUCGACAAGACGAUGUGGAAGAACAUCUUCAAACCACUCGGUGACGGUGCGGCUCCCGCUUGGCCUUGGGAGAAAGGGCCCGACCCUGACGACAUGAGCGGCGGCAUGUCGACAGCAUACAUGGAAUGGCGAGUCAGAAAAGGUUUCCCCAUCAAUACGCCUCACCAAGAAACGCAGCAGCGGGUGCGCGACCUCGAACGGUCGCUCUCGGAUGCUCAACAGGACAUUGAGCGACUGCAUACGCUUCUCCGGGACACCCAACCCAUUUCUUCUCGGCGACAGCAUCCCUUGCAGUCCCAGACACCUCUGCGCCAAAUCAAAAAGGAGGAGCCCGAGUAG
This is a messenger RNA of Fusarium odoratissimum NRRL 54006, 558 nucleotides long. RefSeq lists its product as uncharacterized. Bases 1 to 558 code for a protein of 185 amino acids. The transcript has 2 exons. NCBI's taxonomy places the organism in Eukaryota, Fungi, Ascomycota, Sordariomycetes, Hypocreales, Nectriaceae. The record is from RefSeq and is a predicted model, not a curated record.